This is a messenger RNA of Naegleria gruberi, 2767 nucleotides long. RefSeq lists its product as uncharacterized. The record is from RefSeq and is a predicted model, not a curated record. The coding region runs from base 120 to 2753 and encodes 877 amino acids. The transcript has a single exon. Lineage: Eukaryota; Heterolobosea; Eutetramitea; Acrasida; Naegleriidae.
GUGAACGAAAACCACCAACAAACACUCUGAAUCUUUUCUUCUGAGAGCAAGGUUACAACAUCAACAAUAACUCACUAUAACCUCUCCACAUCUCCUCUAUUUCUUCUUCUUCUUCGAAUAUGUACAACACAACAAUGCGAACAAGAACGAUACCAGUCAAUAAUAAUAGUGCAUCAUCAACGACACCAUCUUUUCUUUUUGAUUCAAGUAAUAGUGGCGGAGUGAUAAAUUCAAGCCUCUUUAAAACAACAACAACAUCAUCGAGUACUAAUAGUAGAAAUAAUAGUUUGCUAAUACCUUCUUCCGAAAUUUUACUCAAUAAUGGACAGAGUAUACAGCAACAACAACAACAUAAUUCACUUUUAGAUGAUGAAUUUCAAGAUGAUUUUACUACUGGUUUUGAAGAUACAGCAUCAACACCUACCAAUAAUCAACCUCUCUUUCAAAGUAGUUCUAAUCCUAUUUUCAUGUUGAAUAAUGCCAGUUCAACGUCUCCAACUUCUUCUUCAUCAGAGGCUUUUCAAUUUUCAUCCUUUGUUGAUGACGAUGAUGGAGGGCAAACAACGAGCGAUUCCUACAUUUCCAGUUCGUCUCAUCUAUCUCUUACACCACCUGGACUAACCUACAUGAUGUCCCAACACAGUAUUCAACCAAAUAAUAAUCACUCACAUUAUGGGCAACACACCACUACACCUUUAAUGAAUACCUAUAAUCCACUAUUGAAUCCUAAUAUGAUGAAUUCACUACAACAUAAUUUAUUUCAACAACAAUUACUAAACAUGACACCUCCUACAACUAAUGAACAAAUGUUCCUCAAUGAAGAUUUGCUGACAAAUUCAAGAGAAGAUGUAGAACCUCUUCUUGAAGAUCAAGAUAUUAUUGCCAAUCUCAGUAACACUCUCCUAUUCCAACAACAACUACAAAAACUCCAACAACAACAAUUACUGCAGUCUACUGGUGGUUUAAACAUUCCUAAUUCUAUACCUAGGAGUAAGCCACAACUAGUACCUCAACUUGGCCCUCAACAAAUGUUAAAUAAUACACAACAACAAUAUAUGAACCAAUACAACAUGUCACUCAUUGAAGAAAUGCUAAUCAAUGGUACAAUACCCCCUUCCACAAACUUGGAAGAAUUACAACAAGCAAUUUUGAGGGCAUCAGCUAGUAAUCUUCUUCCUUCUACACCACCAAGUGUUUCUUCAUCUCCUCCAUCUGCAUUCCAUCUUCAACAACAAAACUUGGCACAACAAAAUUUAGCACUCUCUAGACAAUUAGCUCAACAGCAACAAGUUGUGGCAUCUAUGAUUGGUUCUCAAAUGAAGUCACUCCAAGUUGUUCAAGAGCUUAUUCAACAACAACAACAGCAACAACAACAAACUACUAAACCAGCAGUGUCCACUCCAACCAGCACAACCUCUUCAAACUCCAGUAUCACAAGAAGCAAAACUAUGCCUUCAAUAUCCUCAGCGUCUUCCAGCAAUAUUAUCCCAAUUUCAUCCUUGUAUCCACAAACUUCUAACAAUAGAAAUCCACAAAGACCAAAAUCUAAUUUACCAAAACAACCAACAGAACAAACAGAGGUCCAAAAUAAUACUGAAGAGUCUGAAGAUUCUGCCAAUAAGAAUACUAUUGAUCUUGAUGAUGCUUACGAAAAUUAUGCUUUGAAUUCCAAUAAUUUGAGCUCUGUUGAAUUGUAUAACACCAUGAUGAAUACUCUUCAACAGAAUCAAAAAUUACUUGCGAAUGCAUAUGGAAAUCUUGCAAAUUUGGCUAAUACCAUCACUCAACAACAAAAUGCUGUUUCAGGUAUGAAAAGAUCUACCUCAACUACAAGUGUCUCUAGUAAUACAUCAUCUUCUAGUCAGACAAGUGGAUAUCCAUAUAGCUCAAUACCAUUCAGCCCUUUGAGUAGAUCUCAAUCAAUGAACUGUCUUUCAUCCAUCAAUGCUAAUAAUUUACACAUUCCAACUGAGUCUUCUCUUACUUCAUUUGGUGAACAAAUUGUCCAGCCUGAAAAGCCAUCCUCAAGUGAAAUGAAAAGAUCAAUGAGCACAAGUUCUAUGAGAAAUUUGAAGAGAGCCAAGUCCAAGAAAAUGCCUCCUACCAGAAGUAGUGAUAAUCUUACAGGAUUACUUGAAAAAGAAAUGGAUAAAGAAACAUCUAAAAAGAGAAAGAAUAACAACUUUAGCAAGAAGGGACGUAAAAAGAACCAUUCAGAGUCCAGUAACGAUUUACUUGCUCUAGAGAAGAGUGCUGAGUCAGAAUUGAAUAACACAACAGAGAAUAAUAAUGAUACUGAAACAUCAGAGACACUAGAAGUUCCAACACCUACUGAUUCAACUCAUUCUGCUGAUUUUAUUGUAGAAGAAUCAACAACACCAAGAGAAACAAGACCAAAGGCCAAAUCUGUCAAAAUUGGUGGUGUGAUAGGUGGUGUCAGAAAAGCACAUUCUAUGGAUUCUAUUGCACUUGCUGCUCAAAACCAACAACAAUUUGCUCCUAUGGAUCCACCAUCUGAACCAAAACAAAAGGCUAUUAAGGCCAAAUCAAAGAAGGCUCUUGCAUUCCAAAAUGAAAGUCAACAACCACCUGUGCCCGGUGCUGGCAUGUUUGUAAUGUCUUCCUUCCAACCUCCACCACAAUGUCAAGGCAAUAAGAGAUGGAAAUUCCAUGAGUUUGAUAACGAAGACAAACCUAUUAAGGAUAAUGAUAGUGGUUUUACCUUCCACUUUUAUAAACCUACCAAAAAUUAAAAGCAUUCUUCUGU